Thyridium curvatum is the source of this 1026-nucleotide messenger RNA. RefSeq lists its product as uncharacterized. The transcript has 2 exons. Bases 1 to 1026 code for a protein of 341 amino acids. Gene Ontology annotation, molecular function: oxidoreductase activity. Lineage: Eukaryota; Fungi; Ascomycota; Sordariomycetes; Thyridiales; Thyridiaceae. The record is from RefSeq and is a predicted model, not a curated record.
AUGCCUGCGAUGAUGAAAGCAGUCGACAUCAAGGGCGGCAAGGGCCCCGCCGACGCCCUCUUCAUCAAUGACCAGACGCCCGUGCCCACCGCCCAGCCGGGCGAGGCCAUCGUCCGCGUCAAGGCCUUCGGCCUCAACCGCAUGGACCUCCUCCAGCGCGAGGGCAAAUACCCCGUGCCGCCCCAGGCGCCCAAGACGCUCGGCGUCGAGUUCAGCGGCACCAUCGAGAGCUUCGCCGAGGGCGGCGACGCUUCUUCCGAGGGCGGCGGCUUCAAGGUCGGCGACGCCGUCUUCGGCCUCGCCUACGGCGGCGCCUACGCCGAGCGCAUCGCCGUCUCGACCAAGAUGCUGCUGCACAAGCCGGCCUUCCUCUCCUGGGUCCAGGCCGCCGGCAUCCCCGAGACGUGGAUCACGGCGACGCAGGCGCUCUUCGUCGUCGGCGAGUUCGGCGCCGGCAAGUCGGUCCUCUGGCACGCCGGCGCCAGCGGCGUGAGCAUCGCGGGUGCGCAGCUCGCGCGCCGCGCCGGGGCCAAGGCCGUCUUCGCGACGGCCGGGUCGGACGACAAGUGCGGGUUCGUCGUGCGCGAGCUCGGCGCCACGGCGGCCUUCAACUACAAGACGCAGGACUGGGCGGCCGAGGUGCUCAAGGCGACGGGCGGGCGCGGUGUCGACAUGAUCGUCGACUUCAUCGGGGCCGACUACUUCCAGAAGAACCUCGAGGCCGCGGCGCCCGAGUGCCACAUCGUGUGCCUCGGCCUCAUGAGCGGGUUCAAGGUCCCCGACGCCGACAUCUCGCCCAUCCUGCGCAAGAGGCUGCGCAUCGAGGGCAGCUCGCUGCGGGCGCGCGACCCAAAGUACCAGGGCAGGCUGCGCGACAAGCUCGAGGAGUACCUGCCCGGGUUCGAGAGCGGGGACCUCAAGGUGCUCGUGGACAAGGUGUUCCCCUGGGAGGAGAUCCAGGAGGCGCACAAGUACAUGGAGAAGGACCAGUCGAGGGGCAAGAUCAUUUGCACGAUUGAUGCUUAG